AUGGGCCACGCACGUAAAGGAGGUUACCGAGAAGAUGAAAGCCAAGAUGCGCACCAUCUAUCGUAUUUCCGGCUCGACAUGGGGGCCCUCUCUCGCCAGCAUCAGACGCCUGUACAUCACAAGUGUCCGCCCGAUCGCCGCGCCGCUCCCGUGUGGUUCCUUUAUCGAGACAACGAACGCAGGACCACAGCGACCCAGGUCGUCCACCAGGAGCUUGAUGUGCCGCCGCUUUCUCUAUUCCUUGAGAAACUCGGCCAAAAACAUCGCACUCGCAAUCUUGACACCCCGGAAUACGGUUCUCUCGAUACCGUGUGGGCAACCGGUACCAUGCCGAAGACCCUAAGCGCAGCGAACAACGUAGCACACCCAUACCGCAUCCUCUACAAAGUCACGGCCGCUUCUAUUGAUUUCGCGGCCCGGAAGCAACUCAUCGAACUCAACGAGGAGCGAGCUACGAAAACAGACCGGCGCGGUUUUCCGCUACCGAAGUUAACGUGGCGGAACUUCCUUGACCGACAGCAAGUGCGGGGCAAAGUCAUCAACGACAAACUUCAGGAGGCAUGCGCGCGGUACUGGCAGAACUACCUUGACGCUCGCCAAGACCGAAGGGAGGAUCAGACCGAGCCAAACCUUCGCAUCGCCAACCACCGUCCUCUCUCCCUUUCGGAAAAAUGGGGCCCAGCCAGCUUGAAAUACUAUGCCAAGCUCACGCGUGCUGAGAGCACCAUGUUGUUCCACCUUAGGACUGGUGUCGUGGGACUCAAGUCCUACCUCUUCUCCAUCCAUGUUCGCGACAUCGUCGACGACCUCUGCCCGUGCAAGCAGGGCAAGCACACCGUCGAGCAUGUCUUCAUCCACUGUCCUGCUUUGUUGGCUGAGCGGACACGGCUCUAUCAGCAAGUCGGUCACCAUGAUUUGAAGAAGUUGCUGACGCGUGAUUCCAAGGCUGCUGCCGCGUGGGCUAUCCGCUACCUAUCCAUUGAACAAUUUGGCUUGACUGGGCGGCAAACACCCGACAAAAUCUUCCAAAAGAGAGAUGGAGCGUGA
This is a messenger RNA of Colletotrichum costaricense, 1047 nucleotides long. RefSeq lists its product as uncharacterized. The coding region runs from base 1 to 1047 and encodes 348 amino acids. The record is from RefSeq and is a predicted model, not a curated record. NCBI's taxonomy places the organism in Eukaryota, Fungi, Ascomycota, Sordariomycetes, Glomerellales, Glomerellaceae. The transcript has 4 exons.